AUGCCUCGCCAGCCUGCAAAGAAGCGCAAGGAGCAACCCGAGCCCGAGGCUGAGGACCCGUCCGAGGUUGAAGCCCCGUCAGAGGCCGAGGACGGACCCGAAGCCAAUUGGUCCCCCUGGGAUCCAACGGAGCGCAAAGUGCUUGAUAUUCGUAAGCUGGACCUCAACAAAUCAUACCACAAUGAGAAUCGACCCAGGUCAAACUUGACCAAGGUCAAAGUCGGCCACACAACCUCGAAGCCCCCGCCGGAACGGCAACGAUGGCAGCAUACCGGCAAAAAGCCCAUCGAGAAGGUGGAAGAUCUACCCAAGGGCUGGCAUGCGACUGAGCCGGAUCUCGAUGAAGAGGACCUCAGUGGCCAGAUUGCAAGGUGCCAUGAAAGAAUCGAGGACAAGGUCAUGCCGAAGUUCUUCAAGGAAAAGCUAAAAGGCCUUCAAGCUUCCAAGGCAUAUUACGACCGAAUGUCCGAGAACGAGCCCGAGGAUCUAAGCCAAGAGGUUUAUGAAAGGAUCAACUCCCUCAGAGCAAUCGAAAAGGAUCUCAAGAAAUCGGACAAAACCCACCAACUUCCUAAUGCACAGACUAUUCUGCAAGCAUAUCUUGAUGGAAAGCUGCACUGGACCCCCGGUCUGAUUACCUACUGGUCGAACGGAGUCAAGUUAUGCGAGCCUCGCCCAUUCAACUGGGAUGAAUUCGAGGCGAUCAACGCCGCACACGGCCGCGCCGGAUCAUUUUGGACUGAAGGGCUUUCUGGUCCAGGUCCUGAAUUCCAAGGUGCAACGCUAAUCAUCGGCUCAAGCCCCAGUGCCCUGGAAAUCAACAUAUACAGAAUCGCCGUCCGCGCCCCGAGUGGUGACUGGUGGGAUGAACUAGAAUUCGUACACGACACAGGAGCAUCGAUCAUGCACAUCUACCAACACGACAUACGACGAAUAAUCGGUCCGCAUAGACGUCAAGCAGCAUCAUUCCUUCCAGUAGUUAGCACGAACCAAUUCCGAACUGCAAGCGGAACUAUGACCCGAGACAUCGUCGAGCUAGAAGUUACGCUCCUUAACCAUUCGAGAAAGCGGAUCCUCCCCUGGACGCGAGUCCAGUGUGUCCAGUUUAACCCACACUAUCCCAUUGGGGGAGAGGGGUGUGCCAAUGGCGAACUUUCCUCCCGGGCUGAAGCUAAGGGAAUAUUUGCGACACGGCCUCCGACUCAGCCUGAGAAUGUCUAUGGUUCGAAGGCUAUGCCUGAUGCCCAUAUCAGCUGGCUUGGGAGUUAA
Molecule: messenger RNA, 1269 nt
Organism: Penicillium cosmopolitanum
Lineage: Eukaryota; Fungi; Ascomycota; Eurotiomycetes; Eurotiales; Aspergillaceae
Exons: 6
Coding region: 1-1269 (422 amino acids)
Source: RefSeq, a predicted model, not a curated record